Messenger RNA from Schistosoma haematobium, 4532 nucleotides. Its product is annotated as Proliferation-associated protein 2G4. Lineage: Eukaryota; Metazoa; Platyhelminthes; Trematoda; Strigeidida; Schistosomatidae. The coding region runs from base 51 to 1208 and encodes 385 amino acids. The record is from RefSeq and is a predicted model, not a curated record. The transcript has 14 exons.
GAAACCAAUAACCUUAUUGGUGGCUUUUAAAUUCACCUUAAAUCUGCAUAAUGAGCAUGUCAGAUCAGGACAGUGACACAGAACAAGAUGUACUCGAUGACACUGUCGUUAAUAAGUAUAAAAUGUCUGCUGAGGUUACAAAUGCGGUUUUACUCGAGUUGAUUGGUCUUUGUGUUGACGGCGCUAACAUCGUUGAGUUGUGUGAAUUAGGUGAUAGAAAAAUCUGUGACAAAGUAUCUCAGCUAUUUAAAAAAGAGAAAGAGAUGAGAAAAGGUAUUGCCUUUCCCACUGCAAUCAGCGUGAACAAUAUGAUACGUCACUACUCUCCUAUUGAAAAUGAAGCAUUUGGUCCUAUAGAAAUAAAAACUGGAGACCUUGUCAAAAUUGAUGUUGGUGCCCAUAUAGAUGGUUAUGCUGCUAUAGUCGGACACACUUUUGUUGUUGGUGCAAGCCAGGACAACAAAAUCACUGGCCGAAAAGCUGAUGUUAUACUGGCCGCACAUGCAGCAGCAGAAGCUGUCAUUCGGCUAUUAAAACCGGGAGUGGAGAAUCUAAAGGCUUCAGAAAUUGUAAGUAAAACUGUUACAGAUUUUAACUGUCACGCCGUGGAAGGCAUGCAAUGCCAUCAAAUGAAAAAGCUUGUAUAUGACGCAGAAAAAAACAUUGUUUUCAGUCCUACGGAAGAGCAGAAAAAGACAGUUGAAAAGUGUACUUUCGACAUAAAUGACGUAUGGAAUGUGGAUAUAAUUGUAUCGACGGGUGAUGGCAGACCACGGGAACAUAGAGCGCGGACAACUUUGUUUAAGAAAAAUGAAACUUUAUACCAAUUAAAAAUGAAAGCCGCACGUCAAUUAUAUAGUGAAAUUACAAACAGAUUCCUGGCAUACCCAUUUAGUUUACGUGCCUUUGAUGAUGUCAAAAGAGCUCGACUAGGUAUUUGUGAGUGUAUAAAACAUGGGGUCAUUGAACCACUUCCAGUUGUUUGUGAAAAAGAUGACGAAUUUGUUGCUCAAUUCAGGUUUACCGUUUUACUCAUGCCUAAUGGUCCAAUGAAAGUCACUGGGUUGACUUUCGAUCCUUCUCUGUACAAAUCCGAACACAAAGUCAAAGACCCAGAAAUCAAGGAACUGCUUUCCCAACCUAUUAAGAUUCAAAACAAAAAGAAAAAGCCUUUAAAACCAGAAUCCGUUGCUAAAAUUUCAGCGUAGAAAUCUUGUACUGUUUGACUUUCAAAUAAAGUUACACAGUCUGCAAUCGAUAUUACUGGCUAAUGUUCAACUUCUUACGCAUACAAAUACCUUCAGUUUCCUUUCAAUCCAGUAUAGUAGUAAUCGUUUUGACAUACUUUCAUGUACAUGUACAUGUUGCACUUGUGUUCGAAUGCUUUCAUAUGACAAACUUGGGAUUCACAGUGAUAACCAUUACUUGGAUUUAAGUAGAGGGAUUCUGGUUACUCAUAAACACUUAUUGAAUUAUAAGCUAUUAACAAUCUGUAUUAGGAAAACCAACCAAAUGCUUCACUAUAGUGUGUCACUCAGAUUUAUUACUUUACGUGAGGCAUAUUCGUAAAAUACAAGACUACAGCAACGUAAGUUAUAGAUCUCACCGUGUACAUAACUAAGAUAUUUGUAGUGAAUAAUGCGAAUAACAGGUUUGUUGUCAAGUUACAGGAAUUCACGAACGGUAAAAGAUAUAACAACAAUUAUUGAAGGCAAUAGAAUCUUACAAUUGGGGAAAAAUGAAAAUCUCAUAAACCAGUUAUUUAUUAAAUAUACUUUAAGGUUGUGUAUAUUGACUUCCCAGGGUAUAGCUUUUAAUGAUUUACAUCUUCAUUUAUUCCCUUCAGUCUAACAUUUAUAUAACAGUGUGGAUGCGUGUUGUAGAGCUAAUAUAGAUCUUUGACCUAGAAGUUCAAUACACAAGACAGUAGCGCAGCUUUGGGAGAUGCAAUCCCAUGGUAGUCGGUGACUAACAAUAGGUUCAUAUGCCAUUUGUUUCUUUAGGAUCCUGGAACCCAUGUGCACCAAUGACUUGGAAUAAUGGUUUUCUAACUCCCCUAGAGGGAUCCACCGAUUUUCGUCCUCUUAAUUUCCUAAACAACACCGUCGUCUCAAGAAGGCAAUAGGUAGAACUUCCCUGACAGAAUAAGGUAAUUUUCUAGCCCAUACUGCCGUCCUUCAUUGUUGGUCACGAAUCAGGUAUCUUGUAUAACGUGCUCCUGUCGGUAUAUACUGCAUCGAUUUAGUAUCCUGUUCGCUGGUAGCUUAAUUUCGGUCAAUGGUCGGAUUAUUGCAUUAUAGUAAUAUAUUAUGGGAAUGGUAAAAUAUUUCCAUUAGGUCCUUAUUAUCAGAAUCAUUAACAUACUUAACUGAUCUGAAGAUUGAGAUGAUGUGUGGUGUGUGCUACUGAUGUCGACAGAUUUAAGUAGCAUAUAUCAUCAAUUAAAAGUGAAGUGUCUGGCGGUAGACGGUUAAGAAGAUCAAAGAGAAGAGAACAAGAAUAGAGAUUGAUUGGUGUGGAAACGAAGGAACAAUCAAGUCUGAGACAAUUAAAUGACAUUUUGCAAAUGAAGUAUUUACUAUAUGAUUCGCAGAUUUUACUAAGAGAUUCUAUAAUUUUAUAUUCAAAUAUGUUUAGCCAUCCUCACCUGUAUUUUCAUCAACUUUGUUCUUUCAAACAGUACUUCUGCUCGAAAAAAUGCCGGUUUUGUUGCACAACUCAGCUAUCACUACUACUUCGUAGUUUACAACUAUUGCCAGGCAUUUCAGUUUCGAUUAGUGAUAUAUACUACUUAUCUCUGUCGACAUCAGUAGCACACAUCAUAAUUGUAUUAAAAAUAUCCUUCAUUUUGUCCUUCGUACUGCUUAAACUCGUAUUGAUUCAGCUUAUCAAUUAUUUUUCUUCCCUGAAGAAACGCAUCAUACUUAGUCACGAAACGCCAGACAUUUAGUUUCCACUCAUUCAUACUUUACAAGCCUAUUAUUUCUACCAUUAAUGUUAAUCUGACCUUAAAAUUAUUAUCGGAAGGGGUUUGUGGAAAUUUUAGAAAUUUCACAGAUUGAAAUCAUGAGUCUAUUGACCUCCAUGGAAAACCUGGAAGCACUGGACGGCCGUUUCGUCCUAGUGUGGGACUCCCCAGCGAUGCGCACACACGAUCCCGCACCCCACGAGAUUCGAACCCAGGAUCUAUCAGUUUCGUGCCAGGCGCUUAACCAACUAGACCACUGAGCCGGGAUCCAACGGUGUUAAUGUCUAACUUCAACUUAAAAUUAUUAACAAAAAACGAAUAACAACUUAUGAUAUGAUCGAGGGAAUAACAUGAUUAUUGGAACGGAUUUGCACUGAUGAUACAAAAAUCAACAACAUACGUGUUGAUACCUUCAGAGCCUUUUAUCUCACAGAGUAACGUGGUAUCAGAAGGCAAAGUUUGAUCUGUGACUGCGAAAAAUUCAAUGUUUAGGAAAAAUACUACUGCUUAUAUACAUUCUUAUGCAGUAUAAAAUUACAAUGAGAAAAAAAUUGUUUUUUGAUUGGUUCAACAACAAAAAGAAUUUUAUGUAAGUUGGAUAGUGAGUAGUAGUGGAAUCAAAGAUACACGUUCCGUCCUAUUUGCAACUCGUUACUUGGAUGUACUUGUAACGAUGUUGACGUCCAGACUCGAACCGAUUGCCUUUCGAUUUAAACAAUAAACGCGUUGUCCACUUAGCUACCAAGUGCUGAUAGGUACUGACUUAUGCAACGAAGGUUCUCGUAAAUUAAUGGAAGUAUUAUGGUCAGCAUCCAAUGUCGAAGACUUACAGAGCUAUUUAUUUUGGGGAUUUAGUUACCGCUACAGAUCACUCCCCCACUAGUGGGAAAGUGAUGACCCUAAGACGUGGCCAGCCGGAAGUUUAAACCCAACGAGUUUUGUCGUUGGUAGACACUCUUCUAAUAGCUUGUUAGGUUUACCAGCGUGUUGUCGUCUUUCCCUACUAUGAGAGUCCAUGUAAUACAAUAUAGUAAAAAAAUGAUGUACUGCGAAAAUUUUUGGUUUCUCGUAAACCUCACCUUUCUUUUUGUUGAGUCGGCUUCCGGAGAACUUCAACGGAGCCGAAGAGUCCUAGCCAGAGUACGAUGGAACAUUCUAGAAUUCCAACAUGGCGUGCUACUAUUGGUCGAUAACAUAAUAUGUCGUUAACGGAUUGGCUGAAAUAUAAUGUUGAUUCAACAGACGCUAACAUCUAUAAAUACCCAUGAUUUUCUGUACAGAAAUGAAUCUUGGAGUAAAGUAUUUUCUCUCAUACUAGCGUCUUCUCUCUGGUGUUCAAGUCGCUGUGUAGUUCUAGCCUUUGGGUUACCAGAAUAGCUUAGGAAAACGAAAUAUAGCGUUCAAUCGACAAGACUUAUCACUUUUCAUCGUCUUUUCCAGCCGUCCUGGAAAAGAAAAAAAGGAUAUCUAUGUGCAUGUCGAAAUAAACUCGUACGCGCUUUAAGACACAAAAUGGGCGAAAAAAGAACUCAUGUACAUGUGAUGGCGUAAAAGCAAUUUUUAU